Drosophila montana is the source of this 903-nucleotide messenger RNA. It is a transcript of the gene Ilp6, whose product is annotated as Insulin-like peptide 6. NCBI's taxonomy places the organism in Eukaryota, Metazoa, Arthropoda, Insecta, Diptera, Drosophilidae. The record is from RefSeq and is a predicted model, not a curated record. Bases 326 to 670 code for a protein of 114 amino acids. The transcript is spliced from 3 exons.
UUUAAUAUUUUUUUUCGUGGCAAUUAAUUGUGAUUUUCGAAACUGUGUGAUUGCAAAAGAACGACAACAAAAAGAAAGUUCCUUAAGCAAGUGAUAAGUUAAAAACUGCAAAAAGCAAAACAAAUAAAGAAAAGCAACAAAAGCAAAAUCAAACUAAAAACAAAAUCGUGCAAGCCAAGAAUCGUGCUUCGACAAAAGGACACGAUAAACCCGCUGAAUUUGGACCAGUUGCGCUUUGUCCCCCAACCCCCCGCUCCCCCCCACAACGAAAAGCCCAAACGGAAGUGAGAUUCAAAAAACGAUCAAACGCGCUUAGCAUGCAAAAAUGAUUUGCUCGCUGACAAGCUCAACCUUCUUGCCACUGCUGGCGGCAGUAGUGUGUUUGGCAUUCGGCCUGUCUCUGGUGGCCGGCACACCGAUCGCGUUCACGCCCGAGGAUCUGGAGAUCAAGCAUCGCUGCAGCAAAGAUCUGGCCGAGACCAUCAAUGUGAUCUGUCAGGGUCGCACCGUCUCGCUGGGCCAGCUUUAUCCCAAAAGCUUUGGCAAGCGCACCAAGCGCUUCGCUACCGACGAGACCUUCUACAGGCCACUGCAGAAUGGGCCCAUACACGAGUGCUGUCUGCGCGCCUGCGGCUAUCCCGAGAUACGUCAAUAUUGUGCGCCCGAUUAGGGACUCAAUUUGUACACAUUAUCAUAUAUAGAUGCAUUAGGCAAUGCCAGCUGAUGUUGCCCACCCACGCCCACACCCACCCACCCACACACACGCACACCAUACGCCUAACGGCAUCUAUUUCAAUACACCACACACACACACACACACACACACACACACGCCCAUACACUAAUUAUAUUGUAUUAAUUUAAGCUAUGCACUAAUAAAAAUUUAUACAACUAUGAGAGCAA